Messenger RNA from Oncorhynchus tshawytscha (Chinook salmon), 4383 nucleotides. RefSeq lists its product as uncharacterized. NCBI's taxonomy places the organism in Eukaryota, Metazoa, Chordata, Actinopteri, Salmoniformes, Salmonidae. The record is from RefSeq and is a predicted model, not a curated record. The coding region runs from base 1284 to 2276 and encodes 330 amino acids. The transcript has 7 exons.
UCCAUUGGGUAUUUUGAUAUUUUCAGUGAUUAGUAACGUACACAAUCUCCCCCGUCGUCUCAAGAUGAAUGGUUUUGCCCCCUUGAAAGUUUUUGCAAUUCAAAUGCAAAACGGAAGGAAUAGAGAAAAAACAAGAAAUCGUUUGACCUCUACUUUUCCAAAUCACGUCUUUGUCAGUCCUUCCCCAUUGUGAAAAAACAGAAACAUUCCAAAAGUAAAAUUACACUUCCUUAAAAAACAUUACAGAAACGCCUUCAAAACUUGCUUCGUUGUGCAACUCGUAAAUAUUACUUUUUGAAAAUGUACAACCACCAGGCACAUACAGUACGAGCUGACACAGGACUGUAAAAUCAAGCAUUUACCAAAACUAUUAAGAGGCAUAGUAGCGUGGAUUGAAUUAUGUUGAUUUAUGACUACAUGCACAUUUGCUUUAAAACUACACAAAAUUAUAGUAUUACUGCUUUUGAAUAAUUUAUCUAAAUAUAAAAGCGAUGGGGAUUGUAGUGUUGGUUGAUCAGUAUGAAUUGAUGGGUUUUGAUUGAUUAUGGUCUAGAUACAAUACAGUAUGGCUGGGUGGUAUGUGUGGAUUGGUGGGGUUUGAUGGGUUGGUUGAUGUGUUUGGGUUGAUUAUGGUCUAGAUACAGUACAGUAUGGCUGGGUGGUAUGCAGUACAGAGGGACUUCCUGGAUUGCAGCACCAGGUUACAGGGAGAAGUAACAGACUGAGGACAUGAAGUGACAGCUCACACCCAUCAGAGACUCACAGUCAACAGGAAGAGAGAGCACACAGAGAGAGCUGUGGACACAGACAAGGAGACCAUAGAAAGAGGUAAAAGAGGACACACCCUGGUGUUGUGGUUGAUUAAUUGAGGCAGUGGAGGCAGCAUGUGGGUCCUCAUCUGGCCAACUCUACUCUUCUCUCUGGCAGAGAGAGCAACAUGUCAAAGACAGGCCCCUACUGCAGCAGCUCCAUCAGCUGCAAACACAAACAGCAUCAUCUUCAGUCCAGAAUAAAUAACAGCACAGACUGGCCUAUGUGCUGUUAUUUCAUGUACUUUCAAUCACUCUGAUAGCGUCAAGCAGAACGCAGCAGUAUGGUACAAAUACCCUGCAAAUGGCAAAAAAAAGGAUCAUCAUAUAAUUUUCCACUCCAAAAAUCCCUCUAAAGCUCAGGAGGGUUAUAACCACAGAGUGUAUCUACUGGAGACAGACCUGACAAAGGGGAACUGUAGCGUGAUCAUCAACGACAUCAGAGAGAAUGAUGCUGGACAGUAUCAAUUCAAAAUGAAAGGAAUACCAUUUAUAGACCCACAGAAACUCACAGUAACAGCUCUGACCCAGAAGCCCUCAGUGUUGACUCCUCCUCUGACAGAGGGAGAACCAGCGACCCUGACCUGCACCGCCCCGGGGAUCUGCUCUGGAACUCCUCCUAACAUCACAUGGACAUGGAGAGGGACAGGAGACAACAUCACUGAGCUCAGAGACAACACCACUACACAAAGGAGAGUGGAUCUGACCGCCUUCACAACAACCCACUUCUCAACUUUGACCUUUACCCCCUCAGCUAAGCAUGACGGCACCAAGGUCACGUGUCUGGUGACCUUCAAUGGAAGCGUCACCACCAAGAAGACACUGAAAUUGAAUGUGACACAGGAAGUAUCUAAAGACAUCUUGGCUGUGCUGUUGAACCCACCACUGAUUACUGCAUUUGUGAUUGGUGCAGCCUGCUCAGCCACCAUCGGUUGUAUCAUCAUCCUGUGUUUCACAGGGAAAUAUAAAAAACGCAAAGAGAGGACCCCAAAGAACUUCGACUCCAAAAGCCCUUUCACGAACCUGGAAAUGGUGGCAUGUGAAGACCAACAGAGAGAUGCAGGACAGGCAGUGAUGGGCGAACAGACACAUCUGCAGGUGGAGCUGAGGGAGGGAACUGAAAACGGAGGGCUCCAGACCAGUGGAGCUGCGGGACACUCUGCCCCAGGGGAAGAACCAAAAGAGGUGGACUACGCCAGUAUCAACUACUCCCUACUGAAGAAGAAGACACCUGAGGAGGCAGAGAAGAAGACCACUACCACAGAGUCAGACUACGUCGAAAUCAAACGAGAGAAGAAGAAUGAGGGGGGAAAAGAUGGUGGAGAGGGGAGUGGUGUGAUGGAAGAGGUGGAAGGGGAAGAGAUGAUAGGGAAGGACGUGGAGAAAGAGAACGGUAAGCCAGUACAAGAGACAGAUGAAGAUACAGCGCUUUACUCCAACGUCAAGGCUAUUAUUGGUGGAGAGUGACACAGCAAUUUUGUCUAGAAACAUGGGAGAUAGCACACAGUACUAUGGCUUCUAUUAUACAGCACUGCUGUGUUUUCUCAUAUUCCAGACUGAAUGUUUUGUGAUGAUACAGAGACUUUGUUUAACUGAAUCUACUGUAGGUAAUAGUUUUGGUACUUCUUUAUUUUUCAGCCCUGUGUCAGCCGAAGCAAGUAUUUUUGGGAGGGUUAUACGUAUUUUUUAAGGAAGUUAAUGUAAUGUUAAUUUUGUAAUGAUUCUGUCUUGUGUCACCAUGGGGAAGGACUGACAAAGACAUGGUUUGGAGAAGUAGAGGUUUUCUCCUCUGUCCUUUCAUGUUUUGGCAUUUUGAUUUAACCCUAAACCUAUUUAUUGAGGCACUACCUUACUUUUGAUGGUUGUGUGUAUUUAUAAAUGUAUGAGGGAAAGGAAGUAACCCGCACACUGCUCUUGAUAGUACCAUUGAUCUUUAAUAAACUUGUGAGGUUUUUUAAAUAGCACCCUUAUGUAGACCUAGCCCCGCCCACAUCCGUUCCACGCAUCGAAUGGGGUUGGAGGCGAGGUGAAAAACAAAUCACUGCUACCAAAUAUAACAAUAUGCAUUUCAUAAAUAUUCGAAUAAAGUGUGUACAUAAAACGUAUUAAACACGUCUGUAAAACCACAAUGAGGACAUCAACCUACCAAGCAAGUUUUCAUAAAUCCUUGGGUACAGUGUAAGAAAAACGUCAGAGUAAUCUGAAAUAGGGGCAUAAUUCAUUUUCAAAUGUACAACAUCAAAUACACAGGCAUUUCAAAUUUAAGAACUUAAGGAAAUAGUGUAUGGAGGGUGAAAAUCCAAAAACAUUCUCUUUUGCUUAGAGUAUUAUUCAUCUCACCUCCCCUGUCUGAUGUCUUAACCUUCUCUAUGCCACAAAAUCUAAAGGCAGAAAUGUCAUGUUUAGGUCAUUAGAAUGUACUGCGACUGUAUAAUCCCUGUCGUUUCUCCUAAUUGAAUUUGUAUGUUCACUGAUUCUCUGUUUGAGAGAACGAUGGGGUUUUACCGACAUAGCACAGCCCACAUGGACAUUUAAUAAUGUAGAUAACAUGAGUGGUGGCAACACAAUCUCACAUUCAAUUCGUGCAUUUGUGUACAUAAUGCAUUUCAGCAAAUUUUGUGCGUGUUUGUGUUGCUUAAUUCGUGAGAAAAGACACGAAUUUAUGUGCUACUUAUUUUGUUCGAAAAUACUCAUUUAACCACUAGGCUCCACACAGGCCUAUGCAACAACCAUUGACACGAUAGCCUAUAUUUAAUUGUUGUUCUUCUUUAUGGCUAAUUCGUCGUUAUGAAUAUACAAAAAUAUUGUCUUCAUUUAAUCCUGUUUUAAAAUGUAUAGUUGUAUGCCUAUAUGUACUGUUUUAGACUUGCUGAACAGAAUUUGUGAGAAAAUAUACACAUUACGUGCGACUUAAUUCGUGGGGGAAAAUGGUUUUAUUAAUGCCAAUGCUGUUUUCUAUGCUUGAUUUCGUUUAAUACUUUGGGAUACUGGUGCACUUGUAAUCAGAAAGGGCAUUUUUUCAUAUAGGCAACAGUACACGAUUUUCGUCAUUACGCAUUACAUAUUUCGUGGAGCCUAAAUUACACAAUUGUCUUCAUAAUGCAUUUAUUACAUGCUAAACAAGUUAAUGUAAAAUAAUGAAUUAUGUUGGCUUACACUUAUGUCACUUCCAAGGCCUUAAUUUUCUCAUUUCCCACUUGUUAUUCCUAUUUGGGGGGUCAUUCAAGUGAAACAUCCCAGUAGGAACUAGGAAUUUCCCGAGAACUCUGAUAGCAUUUGAACGAGGCAUUGGUAUGUGUAAUAGACAACAGUAGGGUCUGGGUCGCAGGGUGUCCAGCCCUCAUACCCAUUCACGACCACCGCGGAGCGAGUGUCAGUAGCCUACUGUGUGUCCGUAAAGUCAACUAGUAUAAUUAUUGUUUGUGAAGUAAGUAUGGUGAUUAUUAUUACGGUUCUGGUCGUCUGAGAUUCCAACAGGCUAUAGAACAAACAGUAUAACUAUAGAAUUAAGAAACAAAGUAAAUAAAGUAAGAAUGAAAUGAAUGCACAAAAUAAAAUAUAACAUUGACAAAUG